AUGGGGAAUUGUGAUAGGGAUGCGGGCGAUUCUGGAAUUCAUUCACCGGAGCAUUUAUCCGGUUCACAGCGUAAAAGCUCGCAGUCAUCGGGAUCACGAUGUGGAUCGGGUCUUAGUGGUUCACCACGUGAUCUUUCUCCUCCAUUACUUCAGGAAUUAGCAUGUAUGAAUCUUCGCGAGAUGGCUUCUCGACCAGAUAUUGGUCGUGCUGGCCGUCAAAUAGCAGUUCGUUCGAAUUUUUUUGAAGUCGGACUUGUUAAUAAUAAUAUGAUGGUUAUUCAAUAUUAUGUAGAAGUUCAUCAUCCAGGAUCCAGAAAAUUAGACAGGGAGGAAAAUCGUGCGAUAUUUUGGAAAGUGAUAGUAGAUCAUGGCCAAUAUUUCCCAAAUAAAUAUGCCAUUGCAUAUGAUGGAGCGCAUCAAUUGUAUACUCCAACACGUAUUGAAUUUCCUGAAGGACGUCCAUCUAUUCGGCUGGAGAGUGAUGUUUCAUUGGCGAAGGAUUCACGAGAACGUACCCGUUGUGCAGUCUCAUUCCAAUGUGUGGGUCCUGUACUUAUUGAAAUGCGGCGCACAAGAACAAAUAAUUUAGAUGAAAGAAUUCUAACUCCAAUUCAAAUUAUUGAUAUUGUAUUUCGUCAAUCACUUACUUGCCCAUAUAUUGAAAAUUCUGCAAAUUUUUUUGUUUAUAAAUCAUCGAGCUAUCGCUUACCCGUGAAUGGUGCGACAGCAUUGGAUUUAGAGGGUGGCAAGGAGAUGUGGACCGGAUUUUUCUCCUCUGCACAUGUAGCAGCUGGUUGGAAAGCGCUCCUUAACAUUGACGUGACGCAUACAGCAUUUUAUAAAGCGCAUAUUUCGCUGGUUCAAUUUAUGUGUGAAGUGUUAAAUGAAAAAUCGAGCCAUUAUUGUCGGUUAAUUUCUAAGGAAGAUCAUCGCGAUAAUUUGUCAAGUAGCACACGUUGCACACGUGGUAGAUCCCGUUACGGUAGCGGCUACAGAAAUUCGUCAUCUUACUCACGUUAUAUGAAUAAUCGAUAUCGUGAUUAUAGCUAUCAUGAUUACAUCGAAGGAGCACUUUCUCCAGAAAAGUUGCACAAAGAUUUCUCGUUAAGUAGCCAUGAAUCAAAAAUUUUCGGUGAUGCGGUAAAAGGAAUUAAAGUACGCAUUUCACAUCGUGCUGGUAUCAUUCGCGUUUACCGUAUUAACAGCCUUCAACUUCCAGCUGAUCAACUUUGGUUUCAAGGUAAAGAUGAAGAUGGUAAUGAACGUCGGAUGACAGUAGCUGAUUAUUUUAGUGAACGUUAUAGUGAGUUAAAAUAUCCGAAACUGCCAUGCGUUCAUGUUGGUCCAAUAACACGUAAUAUCUAUUUUCCACUGGAAGUUUGUAUGCUUGAUACACCGCAGAAAUAUAACAAGAAAUUGAACGAUAAGCAAACAUCAGCUAUUAUUCGAGCAGCAGCUGUUGAUGCAAUUUCACGUGAACAACGUAUUUCAUCACUAUGUGAGCAAGCUGGCUUUCAAUAUGAUCCAUUCUUACGUGAAUUCGGAUUACAAAUUAAUCCGAAAAUGUUUGAAACGAUUGCUCGUGUUUUAACACCACCUCGUAUCCUUUAUGGCGAAAAUAAUCGUAAAAUGGAUCCAGUUGUUACACCAAAAGAUGGAACUUGGUCAAUGGAUAAUCAGCAGUUGUAUUUACCGGCUAGCUGUCAUAGCUAUUCCAUGAUAGCACUUGUCAGUCCACGAGAGCAAAAUCAUUUACAAGCUUUCUGUCAAGCACUCACACAGAAAGCUAAUCAGAUGGGAAUGGAAUUCCCAAAUUGGCCUGAUCUCGUAAAGUAUGGUCGUACUAAAGAAGAUAUUGUCAUUUUGUUCAAUGAAAUUGCCACCGAAUAUAAACAAACAGGGACUGCAUGUGAUCUUGUCAUCGUUGUAUUGCCAGCCAAAAAUGCUGACCUUUACAUGACAGUAAAGGAAUGUAGUGACAUGAUACAUGGAAUAAUGUCGCAGUGCAUUCUGAUGAAAAAUAUCAUACGUCCAUCACCUGCCACAUGUUGUAAUAUGAUUUUGAAAAUGAACAUGAAAUUAGGUGGCAUUAAUUCACGUGUUAUUGCCAACUCGAUUACUCAAAAGUAUCUUAUCGAUGUUCCAACUCUCAUUGUCGGAAUCGAUGUAACGCAUCCGACACAGCAUGAAGAACGGCAGAACGUUCCAUCUGUUGCGGCGAUUGUUGCCAAUCUCGACUUGUAUCCACAAACAUACGGUGCAAAUAUCAAAAUCCAGCGUAAAUGUCGCGAAUCAGUUGUUUAUCUUCUGGAUGCUGUCCGUGAACGUCUUGUCAGUUUCUACAAAGCAACACAUCAAAAACCAAUUCGUAUUAUCGUUUAUCGUGACGGAGUUUCCGAAGGACAAUUCAGCGAGGUUUUACGUGAAGAAAUGCAAGGUAUUCGUACGGCAUGCUUGAUGCUAUCGCCGGAUUAUCGACCACCAAUUACAUAUAUCGUCGUACAGAAACGUCAUCAUGCGCGGAUGUUUUGCAAGUAUACACGUGAUGCAGUUGGUAAAGCGAAAAAUAUUCCACCAGGUACAAUAGUCGAUACAGGAAUUGUUUCACCAGAAGGUUUUGACUUCUAUCUAUGCUCACAUUUCGGUAUCCAGGGUACUUCCAGGCCAGCACAUUAUCAUGUUCUUUGGGAUGAUUCGAAGUUCACAUCAGAUGAACUUCAGUCAAUAACAUUCAGUAUGUGCCACACAUAUGGGCGUUGUGCUCGUUCAGUUUCUAUUCCUGCACCUGUUUACUACGCUGAUCUUGUAGCUACACGUGCACGAUGCCAUCUUAAACGAAAAAUGGGUGUAUACGAAUCAGAUGCAAUAUCAGAUGUCGCUUCACUUAUUUCCUCAUCUCUAUCAUCAUUAAUUUCGGCAGGACGUAUUACGAGUUUACGACACAUUAUUGAUGAUGAUGAUCUUUCAGAUGGAGAAAGUAUCAAAGAUGGUCGCGUACAAUCAAUAAUGAGCAAUAGCGAUGCAACAUUACAGGAAUAUGUUACGGUUUCGGAGAAAUUUAAGGGACGGAUGUAUUUCGUUUAA
Cercopithifilaria johnstoni is the source of this 3084-nucleotide messenger RNA. The record is from the annotation of a GenBank genome assembly. NCBI's taxonomy places the organism in Eukaryota, Metazoa, Nematoda, Chromadorea, Rhabditida, Onchocercidae.